Molecule: messenger RNA, 279 nt
Organism: Perkinsus marinus ATCC 50983
Lineage: Eukaryota; Perkinsozoa; Perkinsida; Perkinsidae
Exons: 2
Coding region: 1-279 (92 amino acids)
Source: RefSeq, a predicted model, not a curated record
AUGUUGAGGACCAAUCAACGAAGCGUCUAUGAUAAUGUGGAAUUGCAGGAGAAAAUAAUACGAUUAGAAGCAGAAGUAUCGGAACUAUCACAAACAGCUUGUUCAUUAUCAUCAAGAGUUGAGGAGUUGGAUAAUACCAAAUGUGCUCUACAAGAAGCUCAAGACUUAGCCCAGAGUGUUAUAACUAUGCAUGAUACUAUACAUAUCUGUAAAGAGGCACUAGCUACUAAUAACAUUGAUGAUGCUGCUAAAGCAAUAGCCCGGAUUAGAGAGGUAUAA